AUGACUUAGUUUUUCCCACUUCGCCUUCACUUACCCCUCCAUGUCGGCUCGUCGCCAAUAUUCUGACAAGCAUACACUUCCGGAGAACCCCACAUACAGAACAAUUGAUUACUCAGAUGGAAAGGAGGACCAUUGGCCACGUAAUACCACGGAAGUCGUGGACGAGGAUGGUCAUGUCAAUUUCAUGCAACCAAUUGAGCUCGACAACUCAAUUGCGAUUCGGUGGCGGGCUUCUAUUGGUGCAUCUGUGGCAAAUUCGAUGAAAUGGCCUGUGGGUCCUUCCUACGUUUUGCAAGACUGGCCGGCAGGUUAUCGCAUGUAUGACCACCACAAAGGGCUUCAAGGUGCGCCGAGGCACGAUAUCUACCUUUUCGGAGGCCCAAGCCGUUUCCGCUCCAUUGCUGAAUUCGUUCCCCACGCCAUCUGGCUCGCGAACAACAUGACAACCAAUUGCGGAUGUAAAUACUGUACCAAGAAGCCCCAACGUGAAAUCACCACCGACAUAAGCAAGGCUGGCAUAUUCUCUCCUCUUCUCCGCACCGGUAUUGCUGGUCUCCAUCGUUCACGUCAAUUGGAAAAACAGAGCGCUCUGCGACAUGUCGGUUUCCAUGCAUCAGUACAAAAAACUUCUAAAUUGAAGCAGUCCCGUCGUAUCACCAAAAUUCCCCUAGUCGUAGAGCGAGAUCAAGACCUCCGCGCCGUAUGUUGUCACGCCGCUCACAAAAUGCGACUUAAACGGUGGUACAGGGAAGGAGAAGUUGUCUGGGUGGCGCUGGACGGCCCGAUCUCAUUGUCGGGUGAUAAGGGUGAAAUUACGUUUUGGCCCGUGAUCAUCGAGGAGGUCAAAAUUCAGAAAACCAUUAACCGGCUGAAAGACCGGGCGAACUUGGUGCCUUUACCUCCUGUCGAAAUGGGCGAACCAAGUGAACAAUCCGAAUCUGUCCUUCAACCCGUGCGCGUACCUCCAUGGGAGGUGACAGAGACGUAUGCAUACAAAGUUAAAUUCUUAGCUGUCUCGCGCAUAUAUACUGUUGUCGACAGUCAAGUUCUCCCAUAUCGAGCCUACCUUCCCCCGAGCAAUGUAAUCACAUUUAUGCAUUCCCUUCAGCCAGAGGCAUUCAAUUUUGACAAAGAGUUCUUACAAACCUGCAAUCCACAGAGCUCCCCUCCUCCCUCUUGGCGGUCCGUCGUGUCAGCAUAUGCCUUCGCGCUCCAGAUAGGGGACUCUUUGGCUGCGUUCUGGAAUAUGACUGACGAAUGGCAAUUCAAGUUCACACCGCAGGCGCCGGUCAAACAACAACAACCACAAUUCUCCCUCACUGAUGCAAUUAUGGCUGCCAGUAGUCAGAAUACUGCAUUGCACCAGGCGGAGUCUUCAUCAAUUCCUACCGCUGCACCGCCAUCUUCCAGUUUCUACUCCAGUUUCGAUCCGUCGGGGUUCCGUGAUGGGCUCUCAUCCCAGGAAAAGCAGGCUGUGGCUGAGGAUAUACUCGGUCCAUCUCCAGUGAUAGGACAGACCAUCGAACAGCUGAAUUUCCAAGGCAUGUGGUGGGGCGCUGAACGCAUCUGGGUGAACGAGAUCGUGCUACUGAAGCCGCUCCGGGCUGUCUUGGCGCCAGAAGGCACCGAGCACAUCUUACCUCCCGCUGGACCCGGAAAAGCACAAACGGAGCUAUGUCACAGGCUCGGACGAUCGCCCAAGGAGUACGGAGCGGGCGCAAGGGGGUUGUUCAUGAGGCUGGAGAGGUUGUUUUUGGUUGAAGGAUUUUCGGGGAGUCAGAAGACGAAGGAGUGCCGUGCAAGUGGCGUGCUAUAUGAGCUCGCUGAUAAGGACUGGGAGGAUCCCGACAAGGUGAUUGAAAAUCCUUCCGCGAGUGAGAGUAUUUCUUCGGGUCCCAUGCCACCUGCGAGCACCCAAAAGCCACUGUCAAAUUUGCAGCCGAGUCCAGUUUCACCUUACCUUCUGCCGGAAGCGCCUGAAGGAUAUUACUUUCGUCCCAUCCUCAAGGAUGGUUACGAGAUGACGAUUUCGCUCACCAUGAUCAGCGGGCGGUAUUAUCCCAAGAUCCUUACGCAUCACCUUUUGAAAGAUAUUGUUCAUGAAGCGAUAGGAUGUGAUGCCAAAACGAGUCUGGAGAGAAACAAGCACUUAUGGUCCUUGGAAGGACUAAAUGCCGGCUAUGUUAACUCGGUGGAUCCAACGAAGUACAAAAUUGAUAGGACGCAGAUGAUUAGGGAUGCAGAUCGUGUUAGCAGAGAACUCAUAACCAAUUUUCUCGAGCCAAAGAAGCGACCAGAGGUAGAUGAGCUGAUGGAUGUUGUAUAGAAUUUUGUUGCUUUAAUAAUGAUCAUGUAGAGCAUGAUGUGUAAUGUACGAAAGCUUCUCAAGACAAUAUGCCGG
Messenger RNA from Guyanagaster necrorhizus, 2401 nucleotides. RefSeq lists its product as uncharacterized. Gene Ontology annotation, cellular component: rDNA heterochromatin; mating-type region heterochromatin; SHREC complex. The transcript has 3 exons. Bases 41 to 2326 code for a protein of 761 amino acids. Gene Ontology annotation, biological process: silent mating-type cassette heterochromatin formation. The record is from RefSeq and is a predicted model, not a curated record. Lineage: Eukaryota; Fungi; Basidiomycota; Agaricomycetes; Agaricales; Physalacriaceae.